AUGGAUGCCUCUGCAGAAGCGAGUGCAUCAGCGCCGGCGGUAGUGUUCAAAAGGAAGCGCGGUCCUGCGUCAAGAGCCGCAACCUCCACUUCCACAAAUGGCGCUACUUCAUCGUCCACAACCAGCAGCAACGCUGGGCCCUCCAAGGCAUCUCACAGCGUUUCGAACGCAACUUCGUCUCGUCUAGACAGCGACUCGGAUAAUGAGGGCUUCGGCUCGUCUUCUGCAGUUGUCAUCAAGAAGAAGCGCACCAACAAUAAUCCCCUCGUCCAAUCAACUGGAGCAGUGUACCGCAAGUCCAAGCUUGGUAGCACGGGUACGGGUGACAGUGAUGACGACGAACUCGACGCCUCAUCAUAUGGGCUUGAAGGCGAAGGGAGGUCUAGAUUUCAACCGAGCCAUAGGGAUCGAAUCGGAGAUUCCAGCGCGUCACUGACAGCCAACACCGCCACCGACAGUCUACAAAGGAUACGAGACGACGCCACACGUCACAGCGACUGGGAUCUCGACACCGUAGCAGCAUCCAACAAAGACACACCCAUGGGCAGCAACGCAGAUGGUCUGUAUCGAGGUGCCAAGUCCUACUCUUCCUACAUAGCCGCACGCGAUGACGGCACUUCCUCCAAGAUGCGUUCCCGUGGGCCUAUUCGUCAAACCACUACAGUCCGAACGACAUCACUGAUGGACUACCAACCCGACAUCUGCAAAGACUACAGAGAGACAGGCUACUGCGGCUUUGGAGAUACAUGCAAGUUUUUGCACGACCGAUCCGAUUAUCUUGCUGGCUGGCAAUUGGACGUUCUGCCGAACAGCUCUUCUCGGACACGCGAGAAUAUUCUCUCCGAUCCAGAGGGAUCAGAAGGAGAAAAGGAAGAAGAGGAGGUGCCGUUCGCAUGCUUGAUAUGCAGACAACCUUUCAGAGACCCGAUUGUGACACGGUGCGGGCACUAUUUUUGCUCAGCAUGUGCUAUCAAACGUUUUGCGAAGAACUCAAAGUGUUUCGCAUGCGGUGCUCAGACAAGUGGGCUGUUCAACUCGGCGACAAAAGUGUUGGACAAGUUGGAGAAGGCUAAAAAGAGGAAGGCUCAGGCCAAGGCGGAGAAGGACAACUGGAAGAGAGUCGACGAUGUGCAGCCAAUAACAGAGCUUGGAGCCAGCAGCGAUGAUGAUUGA
This is a messenger RNA of Ustilago hordei, 1173 nucleotides long. RefSeq lists its product as uncharacterized. The transcript has a single exon. The coding region runs from base 1 to 1173 and encodes 390 amino acids. Gene Ontology annotation, cellular component: U2-type spliceosomal complex. Gene Ontology annotation, molecular function: metal ion binding. Gene Ontology annotation, biological process: snoRNA splicing. The record is from RefSeq and is a predicted model, not a curated record. NCBI's taxonomy places the organism in Eukaryota, Fungi, Basidiomycota, Ustilaginomycetes, Ustilaginales, Ustilaginaceae.